Molecule: messenger RNA, 2555 nt
Organism: Xyrauchen texanus (razorback sucker)
Lineage: Eukaryota; Metazoa; Chordata; Actinopteri; Cypriniformes; Catostomidae
Exons: 41
Coding region: 60-2093 (677 amino acids)
Source: RefSeq, a predicted model, not a curated record
CUAGUUUGCUGGUUGUUUUAUGUCUGCUGCAGAGUUCCCCACAUAAACCUGAACUAAAGAUGUUGUCAAGAAAUCUUGUAAUUGCUUCAGUGGCUGUUGUCUUGUUGGCGUCCACUCUGUCAGCUGCUCCCGUUGAAGAUAAGGAGCCGGAGGAGAAUGACUUUGAGGCAGAAGAGGGUGAAGAAGAACUGUCUGAGGAGGAUGAGGAUGACGAUGACUCCAAAGGUCAGCAUAUGAAGGGAGCUGGAUCACAGCAGGCGACUGCAGCACCCAAAGGCUUGGGUGGUAUGACUCCUUUACCUGGCAGCUCUGUUGUGGGCGAAUCUCCAAAUGGUCAGAAACUUAAUGGUGGCACUCAAACUGGCCAAGUUUCAUCAAGCAGCGCAUCAACAUCUUCAGAAGGAUCAAAUGGAAGUAACGGUAGAGACGGGUACUCUCACCCACCUGGCUCAAGUUCUCAUCAUGACGCAAGUCAAAAUGGACAAGAUGCGUCCAAAUCAGAGAUAGUUUCUCCAGGUGUAGCUGGAGGCGCGGGUGCUAAUGGAGGUUCAGGAUCUAAAGUCCUUGGCACUGACGGGGCUGUCCAUUCAAUUUCCAUUUCUGUUGUGUCUUCAGGUCAAGGGUCAUCAGGCCACAUAUCAGCAGGUCAUGUGUCAACAAUGUCAUCAAGCCACGCAUUUGGCCGACCUUCAUCAGGACAGACGUCAGGUGGUGUGGGUGUAGUUUCCUCUGAGGUCCAAUCCCAGCCGGCAGAGGGAUUAUCUGCACAUACAGAUGGCUCGCAGUAUGAACAUGGUGAAACGGGUGAAGGAUCUCAAAUCGAGCCUCCAGAAAUCCCAGAGACAGAAUCUAAUGGUAAUGGACACAAACAGCUGAUGAAUGGAGGAGAUCCGGGAUUCACAGGCUUGGAUCAUUUUAUAGCGGGCACAUCUCAGAUACAAACAACAGGUGGUUUUGAUUCAUAUGGUGCAAGCCCUCACCUGGAAAUGACAGGCAUAAUAGACCAGUCAAGUCAUGACAUUCUUGUUGGCUUAUUGGGUGGGAUGGGUGACAGCUUAGGUCCAGAAACUCAGACAGAUGGGUUAGGUACGCUAAUAGACCUAUUAGACACACCCCCAGACGUUCUGCCCACAUGCCUAGUAACUGACGCUGUCUCAACAGAUCAUAUGGGACUCGCAUUUCACGUGGAUUCCACAGCACUUGGUUUGGGUCCAGGGCACCCGUCCAGUGGCGAUUUGGUUCUAGAUACUCUGCCAGACACGCCAGGACCAGAUCACUCGUCAUUAGACAACGGACAUGGUGCUUUCGCACACUCUAUCAGUACAUCUGACAAUCGUGUGCAGUCAAGCUCACCAGCAGAUACAACAGAUUCAUUAUUAUUGGAUUCAAUGACACAUCUGGAUCCUUCCUUCAUAGACUACUCAGAUGGUGGGGUGGAUAAUGGCGCAGACUCACCUUAUAUGAAUGUAAACGGUCGUCACAAACCAGUGGCAGAUGUUCAGAAAGGUGACUCUCCUGGCUCCACCAUUCUUGAAAUGAGCGGAACAAGCCAUCAGGGUGUUGUUACGGAGACACAUCACACAGCUGGUGACCAGCAUGCUGCCAGCUCACAUGUAGUUAGCACCCUUGAUAUAAAUGACCAUACCCUCAGCCCAUAUGCUGACACAACUGGCCUUGACAGUGUCACAGGUGCGAUCGCACAGACAGAUAUGGCAGGGGCAGCAGGUGAACUGGUGACCGAUGGAAACACAAAGACAGACAUGUCAAGACAUGGACAAUUGGGUGUCACCGAUGGAAUGCCAAAUUAUACAGAUUCUGCGCAUGCGACUGGGACUGACUUUACAGAUGCUUCACAGACACAAAGCAACAUAGUUCAAACAGACUUACCGGUCACAGGUGAUCUAUUUGCAGUUUCCUCACAGACAAAUGCCACUGGCACAGCUACAGCUGAACCUCAAGGGACUCUCGGGGGUCCAAGCCAACCUGGUGCUACGGAACAGACACAGCCAGCUGUAUCAGCAGGUGAACAGUACCACACAUCUGGUCAGGGUCCUGAAGGUGCAGAAAAUGUGGAACUGGAAGAUACCUGCUGACUUCCACAUGAAGCCGCGAGUGAAGUUUCUGCGCUACAGAUUUCAGUGUACAGACCAGUCCACCUGGCAGAGGAACCAUGAACCUGUCCACUAGACUAUAGCUCUCGUUUGUGUGUCCAUUUGUUUUAUUUUUGACUAUUUAAACAUUCAGAGGAUACUGUAAGUUAACUUUUUAUUUCACCUGUUUAUAAAAAUGCCCUGUAAUUAUUGUAUUCAUUGGCAAGACCAAGACAGAACAAAAAUUUAAAUCAACUUUUGACAAAUUAAGCUUAAAUGACAAAUAUUAUCUAUUAAACAUUUACAAAGUAAACACAUUGUAUAAAUUCAAUGGAUGUUUAUUCCCCAUAAUGUCGCUACUGUAUUUUCUCGCCUAGAUGUUUGAGCAAUAUUCUUUACAAAUUGUAUAUUGCUAAAUGUCAUUUGAAAAUAAUCUACAUUAAAUUGAACAACUAUUUUGAACAU